AUGAAGCCUACAAAAGCCAAAGAAACGUAUGAUUGUGGUCAAAAAGAAAUUGAAGUCGAAAGGGAUAAACGAAAGAGAAUCAAAACUAAAAAGAACAAAGUUGAGAUUUUGGUCAAUACUAGAGCUCCGAUAUGGAAAAGACAUGACGUUGAAAGAGAUGAUUGCAAAGUACCUGAUCGCUCUCAAGACUCUGCUGUCAGAAGGAAAGAAAAAUCGAACAGUGACUCCGAAGUGAAGCAUGGAUAUGAUGCUGGAGCUGCCAAAAAUGAAGUAGGCAGUCGUAUAUUUGACCCUGGAGGAAUUUUACUGGAAAGUUAUUAG
Molecule: messenger RNA, 321 nt
Organism: Dentiscutata heterogama
Lineage: Eukaryota; Fungi; Glomeromycota; Glomeromycetes; Diversisporales; Gigasporaceae
Source: the annotation of a GenBank genome assembly